GCGCGGACCUCCUCACUCGGCGCUGGCGCUCCGCGGGGAAGCAUGCGGCUGCCCCGGCUCCUCUGCGCCUUCCUGCUGGCCGCCUGCUGCCGCCGCGCCGCGGGUGUGCUUGGAGAGGCCGAGCCGCCGGAGCCCGAGCUGGUGGAGGUGGAAGUGGGCAGCACAGCCCUCCUGCAGUGCGGCCCCUCCCGUUCCCAGGACAACCUCAGCAACGUGGACUGGUUUUCCGUUCACAAGGAGAAGCCCACACUCAUCUUCCGCGUGCGCCAUGGCCUUGGUCAGAGUGAGCCCGGGGAGUACCAGCACCGGCUCAGCCUUCAGGAUGCGGGGUCUACUCUGGCCCUGACCCAUGUCACCCCUCACGAUGAGCGUGUCUUCCUGUGCCAGGGCAAGCGCCCUCCGUCCCAGGAGCACCGCCUCCAGCUCCGCGUCUACAAAGCUCCAGAGGAGCCGAGCAUCCAGGCCAAUGCCUUGGGCAUUUCGGUGAACAGCAGGGAGCCUGAGGAGGUUGCAACCUGUGUGGGGAGGAAUGGGUACCCCGUCCCUCAAGUCAUCUGGUACAAGGACGGCCGGCCUCUGAAGGAGCAGAAGAACCGAGUGCACAUCCAGUCGUCCCAGACCGCGGAGUCCAGCGGCCUGUACACCCUGCGGAGCGUCCUGAAGGCCCAGCUGCGCAAGGAGGACCGCGACGCGCGCUUCUACUGCGAGCUCAGCUACCGGCUGCCCAGCGGGAGCCACAUGAAGGAGUCGCGGGAGGUCACGGUCCCGGUCUUCUACCCGGCGGAGAGGGUGUGGCUGGAGGUGGCGCCCGCGGGGCCGCUGAAGGAAGGGGACCGCGUGGAGAUCCGGUGUCUGGCGGACGGCAACCCCCCGCCGCACUUCAGCCUCAGCAAGCAGGACCCCCGCACCCGGGAGACGGUGGAGGAGACGACCGACGACGACGGAGUGCUGGUCCUGGCCCCGGCGCGCAGGGAGCACAGCGGGCGCUACCAGUGCCAGGGCCUGGACCUGGAGAGCACGGCCUCGCUGCUGAGCGCGCAGCAGGAGCUGCGGGUGGACUAUGUGUCUGAUGUCCGGGUGCGCCCCGCGGCCCCUGAAGGCCACGAGGGCAGCAACCUCACGCUGACCUGCGAGGCGGAGAGCAGCCGAGCCCUGGAGUUCCAGUGGCUGAGAGAAAAGACAGGCCAGGUGCUGACGCGGGGGCCGGUGCUGGAGCUGCAGGACCUGGACCGGGAGGCGGGGGGCGGCUACCGCUGCGUGGCCUCGGCGCCCCGCGUGCCCGGCCUCAACGCCACGUGGCUGGUCAACGUGGCGGUUUUCGGCCCCCCGUGGAUGGCGCAGAAGGAGAGGAAGGUGCGGGUGCGGGAGAACGCGCUGCUGAACCUGACCUGUGAGGCAUCCGGGCACCCGCGGCCCGCCAUCUCCUGGAGCGUGGGCGGCAGGGCCAGCGAACACGACCAGGACCCACAGCGCGUCCUGAGCCUCCUGAGUGUCCGCGUGACCCCGCAGCUGGUGGAGACGGGCGCUGAGUGCGUGGCCGCCAACGCCCUGGGCAGGAACAGCACCCGCAUCCUCCUGGAGCUGGCCUCCAACACCAGCACUGGGCUCAGCACCGCCACCGUCGGGCCUCACGCCGGAGCCAACGGCACCUCCACGGAGAAAAAGCUGCGCGAGCCCCAGAGCAAGGGCGUGGUCAUCGUGGCCGUGACCGUGAGCCUGCUGGUCCUGGCGCUGCUGGGCGCCGUCCUCUGCUUCUUCUACAAGAAGGGCAAGCUGCCCUGUGGGCGGUCGGGCAAACAGGAGAUAACGCUGCCCCCAUCUCAUAAAAGCACAUUUGUAGUUGAAGUUAAGUCAGAUAAGCUCCCCGAAGAGAUGGGCCUCCUACAGGGCAGCCGCGCUGACCAGAGGGCGCCUGGAGACCAGGGGGAGAGAUACAUCGAUUUGAGGCACUAGCGCGGAGGUGGACGCCUUCCUGCCCACGCGCCCUGCUCGCCGCCCGCACUCAGGACGGUCACCAAAGCCUGCCCCCGCCGCCCCCCCCACCCCCUUUGCAGGGCCAGUGGACUGGCCGGGACCAGGGCGCAGGGACCACACUGUCCAUGUGUGGAGGGCGCUCACCCCGGCGGCCUCGGUCCAGGAGAGAGGCCAGUUCUGCCCGACAUCUCUGCUCAGUUAUGGACCAAGGCCCCGCCUUCUGCCCACAGCAUGGAGUCAGGGGCCUGUUUGUCUCAGGGGACUUCCUGCCCCAGUUGCCUUCCCAGUUCUGCUGUGUGGCUGCAGUUGCCCGCCGGCUAGGUCCCUUUUGUGACCCCCUUCCCUGGGUGGAGCCAGGAGCUGGUGCCAUGCCUUCAGAUGGGCGCUCCUUGUCCCAGCCCUGAGGGAGCCCCUGCUUCCUAGUCAGGCCCUGAGCUGCUCACUCGGCUCCGGGAUCAUGACUGGAGGGUGAGCGCAGGGGACAGAGGGGGGGGGUCCCUGCGGCCCUUUAAGGGGAUUAAGAUGACAGUGGCCCUAGCACCAAACUCCUAUGAGCUGAGCUGACGGCCUCGACCCCUUUAGGAAGGGCCUCAAAGGGAGGCUGGGAAAUGGGCCAGAGCUUGGGGUAUAAUGUGUAUGUGUGUGUGUGUGGUUUUGUUAGGUUGUGUGUAAAUUUGCAAAUUGUUUCCUUUACACACACACACACACACACACACACACACACAAAUAAAGCUUAGUUGUCCGGGAAACCUUACGUGUUUCAUUCACCGUGGGAACCACAGUGCCUGGGCUCCAAAUGGACCGGCACCAGGAGGAACCCGCCCCGAGGCCGGCAGCAGGCAGGCGGCUCCAGCCCCCAGGCUGACCCCUGCUCAGGGGCAGGGCCAAGAGCCUGUGGGUCCCGUGGCCUUGCCGGGAGGGGCAGCGCAGACCUGCGGAGGCACAUGGGCUCAGCUCCCCCACGUGUCAACCCUCCAUCCCCACCAGAGACAAGCACUCAGGUCAACUACAACAAAAGAAACUUUAUUUAAAAAUACUUUACAGAUGUAGGUGCUUGAAAAAGCUCUUUAGUUAACUGUAUAUAAAUGAAAAAAUUAAUAAAUAACAUUAGUAUAACAGACCUGAACAUGAACAUACUGGCAAAACAAAUGGACUUAAAAUAGAAACAAAUCUUAAAGCUCUGCUAUUCUCUGUAGGAAUAUUUACCUUCUGUUUUUCUUAUUCUUUACAAGUGAGAAGGAUUAAAUACUACGAAUAUAAAGUUUCUUAUAUUAAUGACACUUUUAAAAUAGCCAACACAGAUCUUGCCGACGCUGUCGGUUUAACCCCACGCGGAUGCAGAGCCCGCUCUCCCUCCUGGAGCUCAGCACCCGGCCCACCCAGGCCGGAGGCUCAGUCACAAAUGAGGAGCCUGGAGCUGCUUCCACCUCCACCUUCUUUGGAGUGAAAGGCAGGAAGCACGGAGGAGGGGAGAGAACAGUUCUUCCCUCCCCCUGAAACCUAGCGGUCACAGCUCUGAGGACAGGCUGCGGUCACAGCUCUGCUGCCUCUUCCAGGGGAAGCUGAUCCCCAGAGAGGCACUCGCUGCUACUGCUCUGAGUCUGAGGGCUCCGACUGGGGUGGGGGAAGGGGGGGCAGGAGGUCGAGGCAGGUCAGGAUCCACCAAAGGUUAAGAGAAGCCACCCUCCAGGAGAGGCCGGACCCGGCUGCCUCUGCCCAGAGCACAUGGAGGCUGAGCUGAUGGAACCAGCCUCCCACCCACGGUGCGGCGGGAGAGGGACCCGGCGCCCUGCCCUCCCCGGGACUGUGGGGCUGGGACACUCAGAGCAGAACAAAGACGCUGCUAUGUCCAUAUUAAGCUCUAAAAUGCAGCCUAGGAUACAGCGCUGCCUUAGAAAGGCACAAAAUGUUUAGCUUUUUUUUUUUCAGUGUGCUAAAAAUUGCUUUGUUUUAAAUAAAGGAAAAGAUAUAUAAGGUUAAAAACCCUAAAUCACCCAGCCAGGAAGCAGGCGUAGGAGGUACUUCAUAGUUGCCAUGGCCCAGCCACAUGCUCAGCAGGUCACGGCCAAGACACUGAACGAUACUGAGAGCAGGUG
Messenger RNA from Myotis myotis, 4070 nucleotides. It is a transcript of the gene MCAM, whose product is annotated as melanoma cell adhesion molecule. Gene Ontology annotation, biological process: angiogenesis. The record is from RefSeq and is a predicted model, not a curated record. The coding region runs from base 43 to 1953 and encodes 636 amino acids. Gene Ontology annotation, cellular component: plasma membrane. The transcript is spliced from 16 exons. NCBI's taxonomy places the organism in Eukaryota, Metazoa, Chordata, Mammalia, Chiroptera, Vespertilionidae.